ACAUUUAAGGCGCAAAGCUCGUUUUUCUAGGUCGCGAUACGGUUGUUCCCAAAAUGAAGUUCUUCGCUACGAAAGCUCCAAAUGAGGAAGUUUCACUGACCAAUAGGGUGUUUUUUAAUCCGAAGGAUUUUAAUGAAAAGCUUGGUUGCGUAGCCAUACACACUGCGGCUGAUAAAUAUGUAUUUCGUGCGGGUUCACACGAUCAUGUCCCUCAAGGAAAGGUUGCGUUUGGUUUGGCUCAGCGUAAAUGGGGCAAUAUUUCAGUAGAUGAACCGUUAGAUGUUCAACCAUACACAUUUAAUUUGGCUCGUGAAUGCCUAGGUUCUGCAGUUUUGGCUGUGGAUUUUAAUAAUAAAAAAAUGUCGAUCAAUGAGCCAUUAGAUUCAGAUCGAAUGGCUUUAGAAUUCAGCAUGCAAUUUGCGGAUACACCAUUGACCGUCGGUCAGCAUAUCCUUUAUCGGUUUAACAAAAUGACAUUCCUUGUUGAGGUUAAGAAAUUGUCAGCUUUGUCAAUGGAUGGUGGUGUUGACAAUAGUAAAAUUGGCAUGUUAACUGGGAAUACAGUAAUUCGUUGGAUGCCUCAAUCAGAUUCUAAAUUAUUAUUAAUUGGUAAAGCUGCAUUGGAUGACGAUGGAGCUAGUUCUAUUGGAGGGGGUGGUGGCUAUCAUAGUAUCAUCAAUCCAAAUUGGGAUUUUAAUCAAAUGGGUAUCGGUGGAUUGGAUAAGGAAUUUUCAGCUAUAUUCCGACGAACAUUUGCAUCACGAAUGUUUCCUCCGGCAGUUGCAAAACAAUUAGGUUUAAAACAUGUCCGUGGUAUUCUGCUAUACGGUCCACCUGGUACUGGUAAAACACUAAUGGCACGACAAAUUGGUAAAAUGCUUAAUGCACGUGAACCUAAAAUUGUCAAUGGUCCAAGUAUAUUAGAUAAAUAUGUCGGUGAAUCUGAAGCGAAUAUCCGUAAAUUAUUCGCUGAUGCUGAAGAAGAAGAAAAACGCAUGGGUGCAAAAUCUGCAUUGCAUAUCAUUAUAUUUGAUGAAAUUGAUGCCAUUUGUAAAUCACGUGGAUCUACAGGUGGAGGUGCUGGUGUACAUGACACUGUAGUCAACCAACUACUAACUAACAUGGAUGGAGUAAAUCAGUUAAAUAAUAUACUUGUCAUUGGAAUGACUAAUCGACGAGAUAUGAUCGAUGAAGCACUUUUAAGACCUGGACGUUUUGAAAUGCAAAUGGAAAUCUCUUUACCAGAUGAAGAUGGUCGAUUGCAAAUCUUAAAUAUACAUACAUCAAAAAUGCAACAGGCCGGUAAAUUGGCACGUGAUGUUGAUUUAAAAGAAUUAGCGGCUAAAACAAAAAAUUUCAGUGGUGCUGAAAUUGAAGGCUUAUGCCGCGCUGCAGCAUUCACCUCAAUGUAUCAAUUAAUAAGUCCAUCUGGGAAAACUCAAUUGGAUCCUGAUGCAUUUGACCGAUUGUUAGUAAAACGUUCUGAUUUUCUAUACGCAUUGGAACAUGAUGUUAAACCGGCUUUUGGUGCUUCUGAAGAAGAACUCAGCUGUUAUGCUCCUCGUGGUAUUAUGAUGUGGGGCGAGUCUGUAUCACAUGCAUUAGAUAUGGGUCGACUAGCUGUGUCUGCAGUAAAAGAACCAGAUGUUGAAACGUACAGACCCUUAACUUUGUUAUUAGAAGGUCCACCGAAAGCUGGUAAAACAGCGCUAGCUGUUGAGAUUGCACGAUUAUCUGGAUUCCCAUUCGUCAAAAUUGUUACGUCACAUAAAAUGAUUGGAUUCACUGAAAUGGCUAAAUGCGCUGCAAUGAAAAAGAUUUUUGACGAUGGUGCCAAAUCACCGUUAAGUGUUGUGAUUGUUGAUAAUAUUGAAGGUUUAAUUGAAUACAAUCCAGUUGGACCAAGAUUUUCCAAUUUCAUUGUUCAAGCAAUUCGUGAUUUGGUUUCUCAACCAUUGAAAGCGGGUCGUCAUAUGCUAGUAUUGGCUACAACUAGUUGCCGUGAAGCGUUAACAGAUCAAAAUCUUACGCAAGCUUUUUCAUGGCACGUCCAUGUUGCUAUGCUAUCAAGACCUGAGCAUGUAAUUGCUGCGUUAGAAGAGGAUGGACGUUUUACAUCGAAAGAACAACAGAUUAUUGAAAAAUCUUUAUCGGGUCGUCGUUUAUGUAUUGGAAUCAAGCAUUUGCUUGAUUUGAUUGAUCUCGUUUCGAAGAAUGAUCCAGAUCAUCGUGUUGCUGCAUUUCUUGCUAAAUUAGAAGAAGUUGGCAUUGUUGAUGUAUAAGAACGAAUGAAUAAUAUUUAUUACAGUUUGUUACUAUCUCUCUAUGUUUACAGAUAUUUAUGAUCAAAAUGGUUGUGUUAUGCCAAAACAAAAAGAGUCCUAAUUCCACGAUAUAUAUGUAUAUUCUAUUGAUGAAUUUGUUUAGUUAUUUUAAUCUAUAUAAUCAUUCCGUGAAUAUUUAUAUUUUCCUCAAACUAUGGUUGUUAUAUAAUCACUUAAUUCUUUCAAUUCCUUUUUUUCUUGUCUUUUUUUUCUUCGGAUAAAUUCAUUGUCAUUAUUUCACAGUUCAUAUUAUACACGAAAUUUACUUCGUUACUCUUAUUCUCUUAGAGCCAUUGUGUAACCAUCAUUCGUAAUACCAUUGUCUCCUACUAUGCAUAUUACAAUAAACGUUUAUUUACUUCCCAUUCAUUUCCUUCAACAUAAGCAAAAUCACAAUGAGCCAAUGCAGGACAAACAUAUCGUGAUAUAAUAAAAACUUAUUUAUUUAUUCAUUCUCAUUUAAAUUUGUAUCUUCAUAGUAUGGAAAUAUAUCUGUUGAAGAGAUAAUUUAUUUUUUAUAGGAAAAAGGAACUAGACAUUUUCAUUAGCAUAGCAUACUUGUAGAAUGUUGAGGGAAAUGAUACUGACCUUUUAUAAAUAUGUUUAUUAUUAAAAGGGCAGUGAUGUACGUGUAUUUUUGAGGACGUCAAGUUUCGGUUGUUGGCUCCACAACAACCUGGUACAUCACUUUUCUCAAAGCUCCAACUGAUUCCUUUAAUGAAAUUGUUCUUAGGAGUUUUUUUCAGUUCUUUAUACUGCUCAUAAUAGUAGAUGCGUUGUCAUAGCCUGAGCGCUAGAUUUCGACUUAAGAGAUCCAUCUUAGCUUCUAUAUAACCACAAUUUUGUGAAGGUUUUUAAAUUACUUAAUAGUAGUAUAAUUUGUUUACUACAAUUUGGUUUGGUCUUACUAUUAUAAAGUAUAGCUUUCAAUAGCAAUUAUGGAUGAAUAAAAAAUACAGCUGAAGAUUGAAGUUCGCCACAAAAUAUCUGUUUGCCCCAGUUAGUUGUUGACCUGGUAGCUUGAGGAAUUCCUAAUCUAUCUUUUUUUUUCUGUCAAUUGCCGCGUGACGAAAUGGUCAAGAGAAUACGACUUAAAUGAAUUUACACUUAAGCUAAACAAAUGGUACAUUAACCAGUACUAGUAGCUUUUUGUCAGCUCAGAGACUAUAUUGGUCCCCAAAUUAGUAACUUUCCGUCUAGCCUUACUCGUUGAGUGCAGAACACAAUCUUAGUCUCUGCUGUAUGAAUUAUAUAUUUCACAUAUACGUAGUUUAUGCAAAAGCAGACCAGGCCGCAUCAUACCAUAAAAUGGAAAAUAACAAUUAUACAAAAUCAGGCCAGAAGUGGCUGUGAAUUUAAGAGUCUGUAAGCAAUAGAUUGGGAAUAAAUCAAGAAUAGUAAAUCAUGUGAUCAUAACCAAUCGGUCAGUUAUAUAGAAUAUAUAUAUGACAAGUCUAUAAAUAGCUCCAGGAGGUUACUCAUAAACUAAUCUUCGGAUACAGAAGUUCGACUCCUUAAUUUUGAUAUGAUCAUCGUCAAGUAUGUGGUUACCACUAUUGCAGUAAUGGAUAAGUAAAUCAAGAUUAGUUUGAAUCAUGACUUAAUGAAUGAGAUAUUUACCAGCGGUGUCGGUUGUUAGACCAUUACGAAUAUGUUCACAAAGCUAACACAUGGUACUACAUGCUCUUUACGUACGAUAAUAGUUUUAGCAUUAUAGAAAAGCACUACAUUUGAAUAAAUUUCGCACCUAAUAAAUAGUUCUGAAUUAUGAGUACUGUUCCAUAUUAUAUUCUAUGUUGUACUU
Schistosoma bovis is the source of this 4128-nucleotide messenger RNA. Lineage: Eukaryota; Metazoa; Platyhelminthes; Trematoda; Strigeidida; Schistosomatidae. The record is from the annotation of a GenBank genome assembly.